AUGACGAUAGGCGAUCUCAAAACACGAUUCCGAGCCAAAUUUCAGCGAAGACAUUCCCAUACUGCCUCGAUAAUAUCCGUGAAAGAUGAAGAAGAAAAGAUUCAUCCUGCGGGAGGAGAGAAUAAAGUGACCACGCGCAGUUUACGAUCAAGAGCAAGUUUUAGGUUACAUCGAACAUCAAUAUAUGGAGGGUCAACAAAUGGUUCAUCGAGGAACGGUUCAGGUUCUGGGCAUAGGGAUAGCAUGGUUGAAGAUCAAAGUCCAAGUCAGAGCCAAAGUCAGAGUCAGAGUCAAAGUCAAAACCAAAGUCGAGAUUCCAAAGAAGCAUCAAACCGCGAAGAAAUAAUUCCAGUCCAUGAUUUUCAUGACGAUAAUAAUAAUAAUGGUAGUGGGAUGGAAAUGGGUGCAGAAAGAGGAGAUGGAGGAGAAGAUAGAAUUGGCGCGGAACUAAGGUUAAACUUUCGAAAUAGUAUGAGUAGCGAUCUGCAACAUCCUUCACACUCACAAAACAAACUAACAACUUCACUACCAGGUGCACCUUCAACCCCAAAUUCCAAACAACAACCUUUCAUCAAUCCCGAAUUGAUCAUCGAAGAGGAAAUUAAUAAAUACGAUAGUUUUUCUACAUCAACGGAUUUUCCCACUCCGAAUACAGAUAUACCAAGAGUUUUGGAGGAGGACGAAGAAGAGGAAGAAGAAAAGGAUGAAAUUCAGCAUCAGCCGCAAUCAGAAUCGAGAGAAGUGAAAUUUGGUAAUUCAACACCACAAAGCCCUAUCAGUCCAAUUAAUCAUACCCACCAAUCUACGCCUCGAAAACCCGAAUUAUCAAGACGCCAAAGCUUACUUCCUCAUCAACAAACAAAAUUAAUCAAGACUUUAUUAGAGACGGAUUUACCAGCACAACCUCAAGUCAACCCACCAACUGGAGGAACCGUUGGUGUCGAUUAUUUUUCCAAUCACGGUCCUUUAACGAUAAGCGCAGCGAUGGUUACUCGAAAGAUAUGGGUUAAGAGGCCUGGCGCCUCCGCGACCUUGGUUACUAUACAUGAGGAUGAUUUGGUCGAUGAUGUGCGAGAGAUGAUUUUAAAGAAAUAUGCCAAUUCAUUGGGAAGAAGUUUCGAUGCUCCCGAUGUUACUUUAAGGAUUGUACCAAGGGAGCAACAAAGGCAGGAAAGGACUUUGGGCCCGGAGGAACCCAUGAGUCGAACGCUCGAUGCUUAUUUUCCUGGUGGUCAAUCAGUGGAUGAAGCCUUGGUAAUUGAUGUUCCUGCGCGAAGGACACCGAAACCCUCUCCUAGGCCUAACGUGCACCCGGUAUAUUAUGAAGAAGGACGACCUACUGAAGCUGGAUCGGAUUACUUUCCUCCUAUGCCAAUCCCCGUUCCUUCUCCAGGCUUACAACAUAGUGUCCCGGUCCAAAAUGGAAAUCAACAUUCAGCUCCAUUAUUAGCGCAUGCCAUGUCUGUACUUACCACCGGUCAUGUACCAGCUUUACCAUCUCCAUCAGCUCCAAGAAGACAUCAUAGCUCGAGACCAAGGAUAGGACGGACUCAUACUUCAUCUCCUACAGUCAUUAGUGGACAUACCCAAGCUCCUAUUACAAACAAUGGUACGCAAUUUCAACGUGGUGGGAGAUCAAGAACUCACUCAAGUGCCUCAGAAAAAUCCGCGGUGCCUCCAGCCCCUCCGCUUCCGACUCCGCCUGCGCCAAAUCAGGAUCUUGCACCCCAGCGAGUCGCUACACCCCCUCCGAGAGUAUCAUCCCCUCGACCACAAAGAAGAGCUAAGAAGAAAGCUGGUGUUGAUCACCCUUCAUUACCAGCAGGCAUGCUCAACGGCGCAGUUCCACCGAUUAAUGUCCUCAUUGUCGAAGAUAAUAUUAUCAAUUUAAAACUCCUCGAAGCCUUCAUGAAACGUCUCAAAGUCCGCUGGCAAACCGCCAUGAAUGGUCGCGAAGCAGUAAAUAAAUGGAGAGGUGGUGGUUUUCAUUUAGUACUAAUGGAUAUUCAACUUCCUAUCAUGUCUGGACUUGAAGCUACAAAGGAAAUUCGCAGAUUGGAGAGACUUAACAGUAUUGGAGUUUUUAGCAGCAGUGCAAGUAGUAGUGCGCCUAGCGAAAGGGAGUUGGAGGAGGAGCCAUCAGACGGGGAUAAGUUGCCAAGCACGGUACUUUUUAAGAGUCCAGUUAUUAUUGUGGCUUUGACAGCUAGUUCAUUGCAAAGCGAUAGACAUGAGGCAUUGGCGGCCGGUUGUAAUGAUUUCUUGACCAAGCCCGUUAACUUCGUCUGGCUCGAACGUAAAGUCAUGGAGUGGGGAUGUAUGCAAGCACUAAUCGAUUUUGAUGGUUGGAGGAAAUGGAAGGACUUCAGUUCCCAACAAGCAGCGGAAAAGGAUGCGACUGAUGCGAAGAAGAAGGAUGCUCAAGGGGUGGUGAAAGCAAAGAAGAAAAAUAGAAAUUCUGGGAGCUUGAGUGGAUUAAUAGGACAAGGGGGAAGUAGUACGAAAUUGAGUUUGUUGGGGCAAGGUGGCGGGGGAGUCGAUAAUGAGGUGGUUGUGGGAUGA
Messenger RNA from Sclerotinia sclerotiorum 1980 UF-70, 2562 nucleotides. RefSeq lists its product as hypothetical. The transcript is spliced from 2 exons. Gene Ontology annotation, biological process: osmosensory signaling via phosphorelay pathway. Gene Ontology annotation, molecular function: phosphorelay response regulator activity; protein kinase activator activity. Bases 1 to 2562 code for a protein of 853 amino acids. The record is from RefSeq and is a predicted model, not a curated record. Gene Ontology annotation, cellular component: Mcs4 RR-MAPKKK complex. NCBI's taxonomy places the organism in Eukaryota, Fungi, Ascomycota, Leotiomycetes, Helotiales, Sclerotiniaceae.